AUGAUUCUUAGAGCGGCAAUAUUCGGCAGUGCCAUCGCGGCGCUUGCCAGGACAGCGAAGGCGGCGCAACCCAGCGCAGCCGAGCCCGUCGCGGCUCCCAUGCGAGACCUUCGCUGGGGCAACCUCAACUUUCUACACACAACAGACACUCACGGCUGGCAUGGCGGCCACCUCCAGGAGUCUCAGUUCUCGGCCGACUGGGGCGACUAUGUCUCGUUUGCCGAGCACAUGCGGCAAACCGCAGAUGCCCAGGGCGUCGAUCUCCUCCUCGUCGACACGGGCGACCGCGUCGAGGGCAACGGCCUCUACGAUGCCUCGAGCCCCAAGGGCGAAUACUAUUACGAUAUCUACCGGGAACAACAGGUCGACAUCAUAUGCACGGGAAACCACGAGCUCUACCAAGCUUCAACGGCGGACCAGGAGCAUCUACAGACGGUCCCAAACUUCAAAAGCAACUACAUAGCUUCCAACCUAGACUACAUCGACCCAGAGUCUGGCAAUCGCAUUCCGAUGUCACAAAGAUACCGCAAGUUCCAGACAAGGAACCAAAAACUGGACAUUGUCGCCUUUGGCUUCCUCUUUGACUUUACCGGGAAUGCUAACAACACCGUCGUCCAGCCUGUAAAGGAGACCAUCCGGGAGCAGUGGUUCCAGGGCGCCAUAAGGGAGCAGACGGAUCUAUUUGUUGUCAUCGGCCAUGUCGGGAUUCAGAUGCGGGUAUUCAAGGACAUAUUUGCGGCGAUUCGGCAGCAGAACCCGCUCACCCCUAUUCUGUUCUUUGGCGGCCAUGUCCAUAUACGCGACGCCACAGCCUACGACUCAAACUCGUUUGCGAUAGCGAGCGGGAGGUAUUUUGAGACGAUUGGCUGGAUGUCUGUCACGGGCGACCUGAAGAGAGCCGCCAACACACCCUUCUCGACUGACACAGGCGCCCUUUCUUUCCAGCGCAGAUACAUCGACAACAACCUCUACGGGCUCUACUACCACACGGGCCUCAAUCUCUCAACAUUCCCCACCGAACACGGCCGUAACGUUACGGCCAUGAUUGUCAAAGCUCGCAAGGAGCUUGAUCUUGAUUACAGCUUCGGCUGUGCGCCAAAAGACUACUGGAUGAGCAGGACACCCUAUCCCCACGAAGACAGCAUCUACACAUGGCUUGAGAAGGAAGUACUCCCAGCGGUAGCCGUGAGGGACAACCGGAAGGAUAUACCGCGUCUGGUAAUCAUGAAUACGGGUGCCAUCCGAUUCGACAUCUUCAAGGGCUCCUUCACAAGGGACUCAACACACAUCGUUUCCCCGUUCCUGAGCGUCCUCAACUACAUCCCCGAUGUGCCCUACAGAGUCGCCCGGAACGUCAUCAGGAUGAUCAACAAUGCCGGGCCAAUAGCCAGCUCGCUGUACGAUAUGGAUCCGCGGUUUAUGGGCCCCCCGGAGCAGUUUGAAAUUCAUGAGCCUAUCAUCUACACCAAGGACAAUAACAACAAUGACAAUGGCAGAAAUGACAGAGAGGACGAGUAUGGCAGCCAACCAGCGCAGAAGCCCCUUGGCGGCAAAGAGCGGCAGCAAUCGGAGAAGAAGCCCACCCUCGUCCAGGGGUACACCACAAGGGACGACAUCGGCACCGACGGAGACGACGCGGUGCACGCCCCGAUCGACUUCUACACGGUGCCGAACUGCAUCCAGGCCGAGGUGGGGUUCGCGCCCGAGAGCCCGCCGGAGACCGUAGACCUGCUGUUCUUCGACUUCAUCCAACCGUGGGUCCUCCUUGCGCUAAAGUACUCCGGCGGCAGCUACACCAACGAAGAUGUCGAGCUCUAUGUCGACGACACGUUCACGGAGCUCAUGGCGUCCUGGAUCGAGGAGAACUGGGCCGAGCAUUGCAAGGCGUGA
Lasiosphaeria miniovina is the source of this 1890-nucleotide messenger RNA. RefSeq names its product Metallo-dependent phosphatase-like protein. Gene Ontology annotation, molecular function: hydrolase activity. The record is from RefSeq and is a predicted model, not a curated record. Gene Ontology annotation, cellular component: cytosol. Lineage: Eukaryota; Fungi; Ascomycota; Sordariomycetes; Sordariales; Lasiosphaeriaceae. Gene Ontology annotation, biological process: nucleotide catabolic process. The coding region runs from base 1 to 1890 and encodes 629 amino acids. The transcript has a single exon.